AUGUCAAUUAAUCCAAAGUCAAUUUAUCCUCCGCAACCUGCAACCACAAGAGCUCAGACCCUCCACUUGUCGUAUGAUCCUGUUCACGAUCGGAUUGUGUACCCCAAUGGGAAGUCGAUUUUCAUUAGACCAUUGGAUCCAGAGUCAACUGUUCCGGUAAGACAAUUCACUAAGCAUGUGGCUACUGCUACUGUGGCCACGUUUGCUCCUUCUGGUAACUAUGUUGCAUCUGGUGAUGAACAUGGUCAAGUUAAGAUCUGGGAUAGCAGCUAUUUCAAGUCAACUGGACCAGCAAAUGGUGGUGAUGAUGAAGAUAUCUUUGAACAACCUAAAAUCAAAAGUGAAUUCCAAAUCUUGGCGGGUCCUAUUCGUUCCAUAGCUUGGGAUGCUGAUAAUCAAAGAGUUAUAGCUGUAGGUCAAGGUAAAGAUAAAUUUGGUCAUAGUUUCACUUGGGAUUCUGGUAACUCCAUUGGUGAAAUUCAAGGGCAUUCCGAUACUAUCACUGCAGUUGCUAUAAAAUCCCAAAGACCUUAUAGAGCAGCUACUGUCAGUGAAGAUAAAGCUUUGGUUUUCUAUAAUGGACCUCCUUUCAAAUUUGAUAAGAGUGUUAGAGGUUAUCAUACUAAUUCAGUUAAAGAUGUCAAAUUCUCCCCAGAUGGUAAAUGGUUAGUAUCUGUGGGAUCUGAUAGAACAAUUGUGUUGUAUGAUGGGAAGACUGGUGAAUAUGUAAAGACUAUAGAGAAAGCCCAUGAAGGUGGUAUAUUUGCAGUUAGUUGGUUUCCCGAUUCUUCAAAAUUUGCUACGGCUUCGGCUGAUAAUUCUAUUAAAGUAUGGGACGUUGAAUCAGGUGAAGUCACUCAAGCUUACCUUGUAAGUGAAUCUAAAGCGGUUGAAAAUCAACAAGUGGGUUUGAUUGUAGCCAAGGAUUAUGUGGUUUCUCUUUCAUUGAAUGGGAAUUUGAAUUACUUCAAAGGUGACACUGAAUCACCCAAAUUUGUCUUGACAGGCCAUAAAUCUGCCAUAACCUCAAUUGAAGCUUCUGAAUCAAAUGUCUUUACUGGUGGUUCAGAUGGUAUUAUUAGCUCAUGGGAUAUUGCUAAGGAUGCAUUAAACCCUGUUUCUAAGUUGAUUGGAACCUCCAAAUCAACGCAUACAAAUUAUGUCGUUGAUAUUUUGGGUGAUUCCCAGGAUUUGACUACUGGUGGGUGGGAUGAUAAAAUUAAAUUCUGGCUGAAGGGUGAAUUAGAGGGCGAAGUUGCUUUGGAAAACCAGCCUAAGCAUAUUUUCAAGAAUGGCACAAAAAUAAUUGUAUUAUUCGAAACACUGCUUUCUGUUUAUUCUAAUGGUAAAGAAUUGUUUUCCUAUCCUUUGAAUUAUGAUGCUACAUAUGCAGCAGGAGUUGAUGAUAAACUCUUGAUUGCAGAUUCAAAGAACAAUACAGUUCAUGAAUACACCAUUGGAUCGGAUGGUUUAAAUGAAACCUCAUUAAAAUACCCACAAUUACGUGCAUCUCCAACCAUACUCAAAGUAUCUCCUAAUGGGGAAUACGUUGCCGUUGCCGAUAGUGCAGGCAAGUACACUUUGUACAAGACUUCUGAUGCUUCCGUUAUUACAACGCGUUGGGCCUUCCACAAUAGCAAAAUUUUGGAUGCAGCUUGGACCAGUGACUCAAAGUUUCUUGUCAGUGGUGGUUUAGAUAGUGGAUUGUUUCUUUACUCAGUAGACCGUCCUGCCAAGGUGCUCAAAAGACCAUUGGCACAUCAACUUGGUGUUUCUGGUUUAAGAUGGCUUGAAUAUUCACCCAAGAAAUCAGGCAAGUUUGUUAGUGUAGGUUUGGAUGGAGUCGUCAAGGUGUGGGAAGCAGAUUUGAGUGUGUAUUAA
Molecule: messenger RNA, 1881 nt
Organism: Lizanozyma spartinae
Lineage: Eukaryota; Fungi; Ascomycota; Pichiomycetes; Serinales; Debaryomycetaceae
Gene: AIP1
Exons: 1
Coding region: 1-1881 (626 amino acids)
Biological process (GO): positive regulation of actin filament depolymerization; actin filament depolymerization
Cellular component (GO): cortical actin cytoskeleton
Molecular function (GO): actin filament binding
Source: RefSeq, a predicted model, not a curated record